ACUAAUAAGACCCCCUUCCCUCUUCUUCACUCCGAUUCCCCAGAAUUGCAUUAUUAUUAUUUUGUUGAUUCUUGUCUUGUCGCUGCCCGGCAGUGCCGCUAUUCAUCGUCUCGUCUCUCCUCACUCUUUCCUCCUCUCCGCCCUUCUAUUCCUUCCCUGAUCCCUCUCUCUCUCUAGGUCAGACUACAAACCCUAAAUUCCCUAAUUUGCUAGUCUAUCCCAGAAUCAAGUGAACAACAAUCAUCAUGAAAUUACUCGAAACCGACCAUCUCCACCUCUCAACCCAGCUAAUCUCCUCUCUCAUGCAGGAGAUACCCCAUAUUCAGAUCUUCAGAGGCAAGUGGUCUAUAAUCAGAAACAAGCUAGAAAACCUCCCAACUCAACUUAAAGAUCUCUCCGACUUCCCCAACUUCUAUUCCAACCCUCUCUCUCUUGACCUUGUCCAAUCUGUCUCCCAAACCCUAACCGACACUCUCGCCUUGGCUAACAAGUGCAGAAUCUCCGCUUUGACCGAUGGCAAGCUCAGAACCCAGAGCGAUCUCGACUCAGUCGCUGCCAAGCUCGACCAGCACACCAGGGAUUGCGAGCUCUUGAUUCGCAGCGGCGUUCUUCAGGACACAAACGCCGGUCCUGGGUGCGCCACCACGACGACUUCCAAGCGUGAAGUGGUCCGAGUCGAAGCCAGAAACUUGAUAACUCGUUUGCAGAUCGGGAACGCGGAGGCUAAAAACGCUGCCAUGGAUUCCUUGCUUGGAUUGCUCCAGGAGGAUGAUAAGAACGUCCUAAUCGCCGUCGCACAGGGUGCGGUUCCAGUUCUUGUUCGGUUACUUGAUUCGAGCUCCCUGGAGAUCAAGGAGAAAUCCGUUGCGGCGAUUUCGAGGAUUUCGGUUGUGGAUUCCAGCAAGCAUGUUUUGAUUGCCGAAGGGGUUCUACUACUGAAUCAUCUGAUUCGGGUUCUUGAAUCGGGAAGUGGGUUUGCAAAGGAGAAGGCUUGUAUUACCCUUCAAGCUCUCAGUUUCUCCAAAGAGAAUGCGAGAGCCAUUGGGUCUAGAGGCGGGAUUUCUUCUCUUCUGGAAAUUUGCCAGGCCGGAACGCCUGGUUCUCAGGCCUUCGCCGCUGGGGUGUUGAGAAAUCUUGCUACAUUCGCCGAAAUCAGGCAGAAUUUUAUCGAAGAGACUGCGGUGCCGGUUCUUAUUGCGCUUUCGACCUCAGGAACUGCAAUUGCCCAAGAGAAUUCGAUUGGGUGUUUGUGUAAUUUGGCUUCCGAGGAUGACAAUUUAAAGCUCUUGGUUGCUCGAGAAGGUGGGAUUGGGUGUCUGAAAAAUUUCUGGGACUCGGCUCAGACGGCUCGGAGCCUUGAGGUUGCAGUUGGGUUGUUAAGGAACUUGGCGUCUUGUAGGCCCAUUGCCGACGUUCUUGUUUCCAACUGGUUCAUAUCUCGGCUUGUGGGUGUGUUGAGUUGCGGGGUUUCCGUUGUGAGAACCACAGCUGCCAGAGCCGUGUUUGUGCUUGGGUAUAACACCAAGGCAAGGAAAGACAUGGGAGAAUCUGGAUGCAUUCCCCCUCUGGUUAGGAUGUUGGAUGCCAAGGCGGUUGAAGAGAGAGAAGCGGCUGCAAUGGCCUUGUCGUCUCUAUUGCUCCAUACAGGUAAUAGAAGGGUUUUCCGCAAGGACGAGAGGGGGAUCACCAGUACAGUUCAGCUUCUCGAUCCUUUAAUACAGAAUUUGGAUAAGAAAUAUCCAAUCUCUGUCUUGGCUUCCAUCGUACAGUCUAGAAAGUGUCGGAAACAGAUGGUUGCCGUAGGGGCUUGUGGUUAUCUGCAGAAACUUGUUGAGAUGGAGAUUGAUGGAGCAGUGAAACUUCUCGAAAGCCUGAGUCGGGGUAAGCUAUGGGGCGUAUUUGCCAGAACAUAAGACGAUGAAAGAGUUAUGGAGACAACCAUCAUGGAUAGUGUUGGGGUGAUUCCUUUGUUGAUCUGUAUGUACCAUAUUUUGUGUUUCAAUUUACAAUUUUUGCUCUGUUUUAUUGCUCUUCCUAGUCUUGGUUAGGAAAAGGUAAAUGUUGUUAUCCACUUACCCUAAUCGCUGAUGUAUAUCUCUGUGUAGAGUUAGAUUCUUGGUUUGUUCACCAAACUGGAUUUAAACUUGUUUUUCCUUCCUAAACACCCAAUAAAUAAUUAGUAAUAUUGUGUGCCUCCUUGGUUUCA
This is a messenger RNA of Nelumbo nucifera (sacred lotus), 2206 nucleotides long. Its product is annotated as ARM repeat superfamily protein. The record is from RefSeq and is a predicted model, not a curated record. NCBI's taxonomy places the organism in Eukaryota, Viridiplantae, Streptophyta, Magnoliopsida, Proteales, Nelumbonaceae. Gene Ontology annotation, molecular function: protein binding.